AUGGAUGUGACAGCUCUUCGGGACCGCAUACAGUCGACUUUGGACGCAAAUGCGGAUAAUCGACGCCAAGCUGAAUUGGAUUUGAAAUAUGCCGAAACACAGCCCGGCUUCAUAAAUGCGCUCUUGGAUAUUUUGCAGGCAGAGCAGAAUAAUGCGGUUCAACUUUCGGCCGGUGUCUACUUGAAGAAUAGAAUCAACCGGGGGUGGUCGCCUGUCGAAGAAAGUCCGCUCCGCACACCGAUUCCCGAGGGGGAGAAACCAGGCUUUCGGGAGCGGUUGAUCCCAGCAUUGGCGUCGACGCCCCCGAACGUUCGCGCUCAGCUUGUUCCUCUUCUCCAAAAGAUUCUCCAGCAUGACUUCCCGGAGCAGUGGCCGGGUUUUCUCGAUAUCACCCUUCAGUUGCUCGCAACACCCGAUGCAAACUCCGUCUAUGCGGGCCUGCAGUGUUUGCUGGCCAUCUGCCGCGUAUACCGAUUUAAGGCUGGGGAUAAGAGGGAUGAAUUCGAUAAGAUCAUUGAACAUUCGUUCCCCUUGCUGUUGAAUAUUGGAUCGAAGCUUGUCGAUGAGGAAAGUCUGGAGGCCGCGGAGAUGCUCCGAAUUGUCGUCAAGUCGUAUAAGCAUGCCAUCUAUUUCGAACUUUCGCCGCAUCUGCAAUCCCACCAAGCGACUGUCGAUUGGUGCACUCUGUUUUUGAGAAUCAUCGCCAAAGACCCUCCUGCCAGCUCUAUGCUGGAAUCUAAAGAAGAGAGAGAGCUUAACCACUGGUGGAAGUGUAAGAAGUGGUCCUACGCUAACCUGAACCGUCUCUUUAUCAGAUACGGUAACUCGUCCACCGUCACCAAAUCCAGUACUCCCGACUACAGCGGCUAUGCCAAGACCUUCAUGGCUACCUUUGCCCCCGAGAUUCUCAAAGGGUAUUUGCAGGAGAUCGACAAGUGGGUGUCCAAGGGCCAAUGGCUCAGCAACCCUGCACUCGCCUAUACCAUGGUUUACCUGGAAGAAUGUGUUAAGCCCAAGCCGAUGUGGGAUCACCUGAAGCCGCACAUGGAAAACCUGAUCGCUCACUUCAUCUUCCCGAUCUUGUGCCAAUCUGAUGAGGAUAUCGAGCUCUUCCAGACUGACCCCUCCGAAUAUCUCCACCGGAAGUUGAACUACUACGAAGAGGUGUCCGCGCCGGACGUCGCAGCCACAAAUUUCUUGGUAGCCCUCACCAAGAACAGGAAGAAGCAAACUUUCGCCAUCCUUACGUUCGUGAACGGAAUUGUCAGCAAGUACGAAUCUGCGCCAGAUGACCAGAAGCUGCCAAGAGAGAAGGAAGGUGCAUUGAGAAUGAUCGGUUCCCUGGCCUCUGUGAUCCUCGGAAAGAAGAGCCCCAUUGCCGACCAGGUUGAAUACUUCUUCGUUCGACAUGUUUUCCCCGAAUUCCGCAGCCCUCACGGUUUCCUGAGAGCCCGUGCCUGUGAUACCCUCGAAAAGUUCGAGCAGCUUGAUUUCCAGGAUCCCAACAACCUCAUGAUCAUCUACAGAAAUAUCCUCGAGUCGAUGACGGAUUCCGAACUUCCUGUCAGAGUCGAGGCGGCUCUUGCUUUGCAGCCUCUCAUUCGUCACGAAAUCAUCAAGACUUCGAUGCAGCAAAACAUCCCGCAAAUCAUGCAGCAGCUCCUCAAACUCGCCAAUGAAGUCGACGUGGAUGCUUUGGCCAAUGUGAUGGAAGAUUUCGUUGAGGUUUUCUCCGCCGAACUUACACCUUUUGCCGUGGCGCUUAGUGAGCAAUUGCGUGAUACCUACAUGCGUAUUGUUGGUGAGCUUUUGGAAAGAAAUGCCGCCAAGGGCGAGGAAGAUGCGUAUGGCGAUUUCUUGGAUGACAAGAGCAUUACCGCUCUGGGUGUUUUGCAGACGAUUGGAACUCUCAUCCUCACCCUCGAAAGCACUCCCGACGUGCUCCUGCAUCUCGAGACUAUCCUCAUGCCUGUGAUUAGCAUCACCCUCGAGAACAAGCUUUAUGACCUUUACAACGAGGUCUUUGAGAUCAUCGACAGCUGCACCUUUGCCUCUAAGUCGAUCUCUCCGACUAUGUGGCAAGCCUUUGAGCUUAUUCACAAGACUUUCAAAGCUGGUGCUGAGCUCUACCUGGAAGACAUGCUACCCGCGCUCGACAACUAUAUCUCCUAUGGAUCUCAGAUGUUGGUCCAGAGCCCGAACUAUCUUGCGGCCUUGGUUGGCAUGGUUGAGGACAUCUUCCGGGACGAGAAGGUCGGUGGUGUGGACCGGAUAUGUGGCUGCAAGCUCGCAGAAACUUUGAUGUUGAACCUGCGUGGCUGUAUCGACCAGUACAUUCCUGUCUUCAUUGAGCUCGCGAUGCGUGUCAUUGAUGCUGGAGAGGCACGAACAAAGUCAUACCGAAUCCACUUGAUGGAGAUGGUUAUCAACGCCAUCUACUACAACCCGGUUCUGAGUCUGCAGGUUCUUGAGGCCAAGGGCUGGACAAACAAGUUCUUCAGCUCCUGGUUCUCGAACAUCGACAACUUCAGACGGGUCCACGACAAGAAGUUGUCGAUCGCAGCAAUCAGCUCGCUGUUGACCCUCAAGGCUGAUAGUGUUCCCGUGAGUGUGCAGCAGGGCUGGCCUAGGUUGCUACAGGGAGUCACCAGACUUUUCCAAACCUUGCCUGCCGCCAUGAAGCACCGCGAGGAUGCCACCAAGGAGUCAGACUUCACCUUCGAUGAUGAAGAAGAUGAGGGUGACGAAGACAACGACUGGGGUGGUGAGAUCGAGUGGACCGAGGAGGAGACCGAAGCAGCGCUUGAUGGAGAUGUUCCUGACGAAGGUGCAGCAUAUCUCGACUUCUUGAACCAAGAGGCCCAGAAGUUUGGAUCUUUCGCCGAUGACGAUGAUGACGAGUUAGACGAGGAGAGCCUCCUCGAAACACCCUUGGACAAGGUCGAACCAUAUGGCCUGUUCAAGCAUGUCUUGAUUGGCCUCCAACAAGAGCAACCGCAGCUUUACGACAACUUGACCAAGAUCCUGAACCAGGAGGAGCAGCAGGUGAUCCAGGCUGUUUUCCACGAAGCUGAUAACCAGGCCGUGGCUGCUGCAAACGCCGAAGCUGCUGCCGCUGCCGCUGGUAUCCAGAACGGUGCUUAA
This is a messenger RNA of Aspergillus wentii DTO 134E9, 3144 nucleotides long. Its product is annotated as putative nonsense-mediated mRNA decay protein (Nmd5). Bases 1 to 3144 code for a protein of 1047 amino acids. NCBI's taxonomy places the organism in Eukaryota, Fungi, Ascomycota, Eurotiomycetes, Eurotiales, Aspergillaceae. Gene Ontology annotation, molecular function: small GTPase binding. Gene Ontology annotation, biological process: protein import into nucleus. The transcript is spliced from 10 exons. Gene Ontology annotation, cellular component: nuclear envelope; cytosol. The record is from RefSeq and is a predicted model, not a curated record.